This is a messenger RNA of Mugil cephalus (flathead mullet), 2213 nucleotides long. RefSeq names its product E3 ubiquitin-protein ligase TRIM39-like. The coding region runs from base 57 to 1688 and encodes 543 amino acids. The record is from RefSeq and is a predicted model, not a curated record. NCBI's taxonomy places the organism in Eukaryota, Metazoa, Chordata, Actinopteri, Mugiliformes, Mugilidae. The transcript has 2 exons. Gene Ontology annotation, molecular function: zinc ion binding; protein binding.
ACCUUUACAGGUGUAACCUCUCUAACUUCUCUGAGCUGCUGACACAAAUUGCAGACAUGGCUACUGCCAGCAGUCUGCUGUCAGAGGAGAGGUUCCUGUGCUCCAUUUGUCUGGACGUCUUUACCCAGCCAGUGUCAACGCCAUGUGGACACAACUUCUGCACUGAUUGUAUCCACACGUAUUGGGACAGUAACGCCAUUUGCCAGUGUCCAUUCUGCAAAACAACAUUUUCUUCAAGGCCUAAACUCCGUGUCAACAUCGUCAUGUCUGAACUUGCUGCUGAGUUUGCAAAGAUGGUUCAAGUCAAAUCCUCUGCUUCGAAGCCACAGCUUCCACAGUUCCAUGAUGUUCCAUGUGAUAUCUGCUCUGAUGUGAAAGAGAAGGCUGUUAAGUCUUGCCUGAUGUGUCUGACGUCUUUCUGUCAAGUCCAUCUUGAGCCUCAUCACAGAGUUCCAGGUCUUAAGAGCCACAAACUAAUUGAUCCUGUGGGUGAUCUUGAUGACAGGAUGUGCAAAAAACACAACAAGGUAACAGAACUGUACUGUAGGACUGACCAAGCUUGUGUUUGUGUCUCAUGUUUCAAAACCGACCACAAGAGUCAUGAUAUUGUCUCUCUAGAGGAAGAAUAUGAAUCAGCGAUAGUCAAAAAAGAUGCAGUGAAGACAAAUAUUCAAAAGAUAUUACAGUCACGAUCUCAAAAGAUAGAUGAGCUUGAAAAGUCCCUUGACAUCAGUCAGAAAGAAGCUGAGAAAGAGAAAGAAGCCUGUGUUCAGGUGUUCUCUGACCUCAUCUCCUCUAUUCAGAGAAGCCAGGCUGAGAUUGUUGAGGUGAUUGAUGAGAGGAACAGAGCAAUGAAGCAAAAGGCUGAAGGGUUUCUCAAAGAACUGAGGAUGGAAGUGGCUGAGCUUCAAAGAAGAAGCAGUCAGUUGGAGCAGCUGUCGCAGUCUGAGGACCAUCACAGUUUUCUCCAGAACUUCCCAACCUUGUCCUCUCCUGUAGAGAAGGACUGGACCAACGUCAGUGUGCAGAGUAGCGUGUCUUUUAAGGAACUGAGAACAGCUGUGGAUCAGAUCAAAUGCAGCGUAGACAGUCUUAUGCAAAAUAUUAAAAGAGAGAUCAAAAUGCAAAGAAUGACAGAACAUGCAGUGGAUUUGACUCUUGACCCAGAAACAGCUCACUGCUCACUGAUCAUAAAGCAAGGUGGAAAAUGGGUUGCUACAGGAGACAAACAAAAUCUCCCCAACAAUCCAAAGAGAUUUGAGAUGUAUCCUGAAGUUCUGGCAAAGGAGGGCUUUACAGGAGGGAAGUUUUACUUUGAGGUGCAGGUUGAAAAGAAGACCAAGUGGGCUGUUGGAGUAGUCAGAGAGUCUGUAGAUAGAAAAGGAGACACAGAUCUAGCAGUUUCAGAUGGUUACUGGACCUUUGGGUUAGAUGAGGGUGUAUAUUUCGCAUAUGAAAAUUCACAAAUUGCAAUCAAAAUGAAAGAGAAGCUUCGAACAGUCGCCAUCUUCGUGGACUACGAUAAAGGAUUGGUUUCUUUCUAUAAUGUGGAUUCUGGAUUGCACAUCUACUCUUUCAAAGGCCAACGCUUUGCAGAGAAACUAUAUCCAUACUUCUGCCCUCAAGACAUCCACAAUGGAAUAAACUCUGCCCCUCUCAUCAUAACACCUGUACCUCAAACUAACUAAAUAUUACUUUCAUCCUCUAGAGGUCACAGAGAAAUGGAACCUCAUCUUUGUUACUACUUUCUACUCUCUGUACUUUCCUGUGUUCGCAUGGGUUCUCUCUGGGUUCCUCCCACCUCCAAAGACAUGCUGGCUAAUUGGUGACUCUAAAUUGACCCGAGGUGUGAGUAUGAAUGGUUGUCUGUCUAUGUGUUAGCCCUGCGACAGGCUGGCGUGCAGGGUUGUAUUCUGUAUUCUGUAGAAUCCUGUUGUAUUACACAGCUUUAAGCUAUCAGUAUUGUAAUGUAGUUCAAAGUUACCAAGGUAUGUUGAUGUUUUUAUGUUUUUAUGCACAAAGGGAGAGGUUGGGAGAGGGUUUCAUCUCUAAAGUGUGAUCAAAUGCAGUCAAUGACCUGUUUAAAAUGAACAGAAAAGGGAUUUUACUGGGAGAAAAGACACACACUUGUAAAAUCAGUUUUGUUGUUUUUUUGGGUGCUUUGCUUUUAAUGUGUCACAUGAAUAAACUAAUCGUGACUGGUUUUCUUAUCA